This is a messenger RNA of Cuscuta epithymum, 594 nucleotides long. The record is from the annotation of a GenBank genome assembly. Lineage: Eukaryota; Viridiplantae; Streptophyta; Magnoliopsida; Solanales; Convolvulaceae.
AUUAAGUAUUAGCUAUAAUACUUUAAUUUGUGUUACACGUCUAAGAAGAUGACUUUUCAUAUCCAUAAUUUGGGAAUUUUGUUUCUCUUAUUAGGAGCACAGCUCAUAACAACCGCCGUCCAUUGCCGGACGCUCCGGAAUUCCGUCGGAAGCGUCGACGGUUUCGAGCAUUAUCAAACGCCGGAAACUGAAGCAGCAGCAGGAAAAACUAUGGGAAAGGCGGCGGCUUUUUCUGUUUCUUCACCAACCUGCGGCGGCAAGGAUUGCUCCUCCUCGCGUAAGGGCAAUUCAGUCAAAAGCAUGGCGUUCAUAUUAGCUUCUGGUCCAAGCAAGAGAGGCGCUGGUCACUAGCUAAUAAAGACCAAAUUACAAGUCUACAUCACAUAUACGGAGUAUAUACAUAUACGUAUAUAUACGGUCACAACAAAAACAAAACUUUUAGAUUUGUUUGUAGUUGUGGCAUAGGCAUUUUUGACUAUGUUGUUUGACACACAUUAAUCUUCUUACAUUUUGUUCAGAUCACUAUGAGACGGUGUAUAUACAGUAUAUAUACACUUUUCAAUCAUGAGUUUCUAAAGACAGCUUCACUUUGGC